AUGGCGCCCCAAAAGGGUGGUCAGGCCACCAAACAGCAGAAGCAGCAGCAGCAGCAGCAGCAACUACAAUACCAGCAGUCUGCUGGCGCUGGCAACGUGAAGAAGCCAGUCGCCAACAACGCAACUGCAACUGCCACUGCCACUGCCACUCGUCCUGCUGUCGUGCCUGCCAUACCUCUGCCCAUGAUGCACCGCCAGGCAAGCAGCAACGUUAGAGGAAAUGGGAAUGCAAAUGCAAAUGCAAACGCAAAUACGAACACGUCCGCAAACAGCAAACCUGUCGUCGCCGUCUCGUCGAAUGGUUACCCCGUGGCCUCGCUCGAAGCCGCUCUCAUCGACCACCAGGCGACUGGCCAUGACCACGCAAUGGCUCGCAACAAAAAGCGACGCAGCAAGCACAAGCAUGAGGUCAAGACCGCAAACGGUACUCAUGUGGAGAAGCCCGAAGACAGCGAAACCGCCACAGCCAACCGCGACAACGAGAACGACAACGACAACGAAACCGACCGCAACAGAAACACCAACAGAAACAGCAACAGCAACGUCAAGCAGCACCACGAUAAACAGCAUCCCCUCAAAAACGGCAUAGACAAAAAACUCUCUGCCGGUGGCGUGGCUGCUAUCGCUAACGGUGUCACCAACAUCACCUUUGGCGAUAAUGUUCGCGACCCCAAUGCACCAUCCCCUCUGGUUUCGGCUCAAGUUUCGACUACUCCCUCGCUUGCCGGCGACGUCGAGUCCAUUGCAGGCUCUUCCGCCGUGACUGGACCUCAUAAUGGUGUCGCCCCCAACGCCACGUCUGUCCCAGUCCUGCAGCCCGAGCCUGCAGUUCAUACCAACAAUCUGACCACCCUCGACACUGGCCGACCGCAUGCUCACGCCGACGAGGCCAUCGUGCACCCUGUCCCGAGCCUUGCCGCCCAGCAUCCCCCCGCCCCGCACCACGUUCGUCAUGAUGCUAAUGGUGUUGUGUUUGGAGGUGCUCCCACUCCCACGUCCGAUUCUCAUACGCCUUCGCCAUCCGCCGGUGCAUUCAUGCCACCGCCGCCUCGCCAUGCCGUGAAUGGUAUUGUUAACAACAGCCGUAAGCUCGGUCAUACUAAUGGUCAUCGCAUCCACCAUGGACAUGCUGACAGCCACGGCACCAACUUUGGUGGUCCCGCCACACCAUUCCGUCCUGCUCAUGAACAUGUGACCAGCAUGGAUUCCUACGGCAAUGUGCCUGCUGCUGUCUCGAUUCACCGCGCCGCCCUCGACGGUUACCCUCCGAAUGCCGCCCAGUACGAACCUCCCACGCCUCACAGCUUCCACGGUUCUCAGACGUCCGGUGACUUCAACGGCUUCGACAACAUGGCAUCUUUCCACCCCAACGGACUUGGAGGCUUUGAUCAUGACCAUAGGAACGGUCGCUCUCACGGCGCACCGCACAUGCAGUCGUUCUUACCUCCCCCGCCUGCCCGCCGUUCGAGCUUUGAAGACGAGGUCAUGGACAGUGUCAUCUACUUCCAGAACCAAUUCAACUCGGCUGAGCUGGCUGACUGUACUUUGGAGCUUAAAUACCCCGACGGUUAUUGCCACCCCGUCAAGAUUCAUGCUCACAAGCUCAUCCUCGCUCGCAGCCCCGCGCUCAAGCAUUCCAUCAUGAUCGCCAGGGCUGCUGACCCGGGCUCCCACGUUAUCACCCUCAAUGCCAACGACCACUACCUGAGAUCCGACGCCUGGUUCACUGCUGUCCAACGCCUCUACCUGCACCCGCUCUUCAGUCCUCCGCCGUCUGGAAACGGUGCCGACUUUGCCGGUAGUAACAUGGACCAGUUCCGAUUCUGUCUCGGUUACGCUGCUGCAGGCCAUCUGCUCGAGAUGGGAGACGUUUUGCUCCGCGGCUUGCAGGUCGCUGCAAGCAUGGUCAACUGGCACACUAUUGAGGAGGCACUUGGUUUUGCAUUCGACGGCGCAGCCCAGCGCCACUACAUUGGAGAUGAUGGACAUGACUACUUUGACAUCGAUUUCACCUACGGCCGUGAUACUAGGAUUCUUAUGGCAUCAAUUACGAGUUUUAUCGUCAACUGUUUCCCGCCCAACUUCGAGCUCGAUACUACCGUCGUCAGCCCCCCUCUUUUCGCACGCAUCCCACCCAGUGCCUCUGAUCAUUUCCCGUCGACCAAAUCGGCCCCCGCUAUCGCCCGGGGCACAUCCACUCGCAAGGCAUCCAAGGGCAAUCGCCUGUCAGUCAUCAAGUUUGGCGAUCUUCCUACGGCCUUUCCCGAGGAAGAGACCAGCGCUGCCCCUCGUGAACCCGCCAAGUGUUCUCCCCAGCUUUCUCGAAUUCUCCUCAACCUUCCCUUUGAGGACCUCCGUUAUAUAUUGGCCACGGAGAGCGCUACUCCUCAGGGAUGGAAUACAGCCCAGGAUCGGUUCCACGCGUUGACUACUGUCGUUGCCGAACGCGAAGCUCGACGUUUGCGUGCCGUCGAAGCUGUCCGUGCUCAUGCUGUUUCUGGUGCCCGUGAAAUCCAGCACCGCCUGUCUGCACCGCGACGCUACGAUAUCGUUGAUGCCUGGGAUGUGCUCAACUGGCAGGAAGAGGUGGUCCAGCCAAAUGGAGCCGGGGUCCCUUCCCUCAUCCGCAAGUGGGUCCCGCAGUUUGGCGUUCCUGCUGAGCUUGUUCAGACGAGCCCUCCGUACGACCAGAACUACCAAGAGUCAAUGGUUUAG
Molecule: messenger RNA, 2715 nt
Organism: Truncatella angustata
Lineage: Eukaryota; Fungi; Ascomycota; Sordariomycetes; Amphisphaeriales; Sporocadaceae
Exons: 2
Coding region: 1-2715 (904 amino acids)
Source: RefSeq, a predicted model, not a curated record